AUGGGUGAAGACCGAGGUGACGGCUCGUCAGCUGGGCCUCCACCAUUCGGAGUCCUGCCCCAACAACCUGCUGCUCAGAAUCGACCACCUCAACCUCCACAAGUAUCUCACGACUCAUCGCGCAUGGCCGAUUGGGACUGGCGGGAAAUAAAUGAUGAAACGUUGUCACAAUUGUGUGUAUUUCAUGUGCCGGACAAGCCCGUUCAACAUCAGGAUGCGAAGAAUCGUGCGAUCACCUCGUUACCACUGAAUCUGACCAUUCGACCAUCCACUCAGGAUCCUUCGGUACCACAAAUUUUUCGUCUACUUUACAAAACGAGCGCCACGAUAAGCAAUUCGUUGAAAUUGUUCGAUGUGUACAUAGCGUUUCUAAAUCGAGUCAUCGAUGGGCUGAAAGUCUGUGCAUGUCCUUUUCAGCGUAUGGGUGUUUGGUCGGUCGAUUACAUUCCUCGUGGUGUACGAUUCGGACCUCUGCUUGGUGAGGUAAAGAUGAAUGGAGCCGAUUGCACGCCAGUUUGUCCGGCAGAAGCUUCCAGUGCUGGUGGAUUCCUCCGAGCGGACCCUCUACCCCGACUGCUCCCACCACUUCGCCAAAGGAAUGGAAGCAAACGAUCAGACAGGGUGCUUAUGAGGGUAACGAGGCUUACGACUAAAAAUACGAUUCAGGUGAUGUCACCGUCUGGUGGAAGGGCUCUGAAGACGAUUCUUGUCGAGGACGAUAGCCGCUGUAAUUGGAUGAAAUUCGUCAAUGUCGCCGUCUCGAACGAGACCCAGAAUUUGGUCGCCUGCCAGAUGGACAAGGACAUCUACUUCUACUCUAUUCGGUCAAUAAAGCCAAACAGUGAGCUGACCUUCUGGUUCAGCAAGGACUACGCUCAAAAGUUAAACUACCCGGUUUCAUGUGAAGCAGCCAGAAUGACACCAAAGCGCAACGCUCCUGCACCACCACAACAGCCAUGGGCGAUGGAAGAUCGAGCUUCACCUCAGGAAGCGUUGGACUACAGCAUGAAACGUGAUGCAAUUGAGAGCAGCCAUAGUGAAAAAGCCGAUCGUGGCGACACGUCUGACGUGGACGUAGGAGACGACGGUGAAUCCGAGAAGAGCAACUCGAAUAGCUGUUCUCCUCCAUCGUUGGCUGAGGUGCAAACUCGUCCAAAUGUCAUCCAGAAUCCGGUACAUCGUCCCGUGCCUACUCGCCUCGCGUCUCUUCCAGCACCGUCUCCAGUCCGGCCUAGCCCUCUCAAUCCGCUUUCCCUGUUCCAAGAUUACUUCAGAAGAACUCAGCAACUCAGCGGCGGAGGGCUAUGGGUGCCUCAGUCCACACCCGCCGCUGCAGCCACUGCCGCGACCGCUGCAGCCACGAGAAUCACAGCGUCUGGGAGGCCGAGCGACGCUCAACCGAUUCUCGCCGCCACUGCAGGCAGCGGAUUCGGCAAUUACAAUGGAAUUUACGGAACUCAUGAAGUGAAGCCUAUCUUUUCUGCUGCAACUCCGGCUUUUGGAGGUGGAAGUGUCUCGGCUCAUUUCGGUGGUGGAGGUGGAGGGGGAGGAUCCUCUUUUCCUGCUCCGCCGUUUCCAGCAUCAAGUACACCCAAUCACAAUGAAGGAUACGGUACCCCCAAGUAUAUCCAACAACAAGAAAAUGGCAAGACUCGCUACGCCUGUAAAGAGUGCCACAAGACAUUUGGGCAACUGUCAAAUUUGAAAGUGCACGUCAGGACCCACACGGGCGAACGUCCCUUUAAAUGUACCGUUUGUGGGAAGGAGUUCACCCAAUUGGCGCAUCUACAAAAACACAAUCUUGUACAUACAGGUGAACGUCCACAUCGUUGUGACAUUUGUGAUAAACGCUUUUCAUCAACGUCGAAUCUAAAGACGCAUUUGCGACUUCACAACGGACAGAAGCCGUAUGCUUGUGAUGUAUGCAGCGCUAAAUUCACUCAGUACGUCCAUCUUCGCCUCCACAAGCGGUUACAUGCCAAUGAGCGACCAUACGCCUGUAUGUCUUGUGGAAAGAAAUACAUCAGGUAUGGUCGUGCUGCGAGCACCACUUUCUUGUUCCGUGUAUGGACCUACUAUUGGAAGAAACUGACGGAACCAGUUGGACCAUCCAGUUGA
Cooperia oncophora is the source of this 2118-nucleotide messenger RNA. Lineage: Eukaryota; Metazoa; Nematoda; Chromadorea; Rhabditida; Trichostrongylidae. The record is from the annotation of a GenBank genome assembly.